Arabidopsis lyrata subsp. lyrata is the source of this 1832-nucleotide messenger RNA. RefSeq lists its product as uncharacterized. The record is from RefSeq and is a predicted model, not a curated record. The transcript has 3 exons. The coding region runs from base 89 to 1558 and encodes 489 amino acids. NCBI's taxonomy places the organism in Eukaryota, Viridiplantae, Streptophyta, Magnoliopsida, Brassicales, Brassicaceae.
UUACUCAUUCAUUCAUUCUUCAGUCUCUCUUCCUCAAAAAAAGAAAAAAAAAAGAAAAGAAUAAUUUAAAACCAAAAAAAAUAGAAUAAUGGCAAGAGUUCAGCUAUUGUUAUGUUUCACCAUUCUUUUUGCAUCUGUGACCCUUCUGGACCUAGUAUCAGCACACCUGAAAUAUAAGCCAUCUUUGCCUCAAAUCGAAGAUCCAAAGACGGUGAAGGAUGUAGAGCCUUACACCGUUAAAGUAGUAAUGGUCUUUGUGGCGGACCUCGAGAAGGAAUGCCCGAAGACAAGUAAAUUCAAGGCCUUCUUUGAGAAACUUAGGGGAUUCGCCAAGUAUGUUUGCCCAAUAAGAAGAAGAGAUCAAGUAGAUUACGACCGAGACCUGAAGGCCAAAGCCGGGGGUGUCUUCAAGGCCAUAUCUUCUUUUGCUAUUGGAAAGAUUAGGGAGGAAAUUCAAGAGGAGAAAAUGGAAGCCAUUAAUACCUUUAGGUUUAUGAAAUCUGUCGCGGCUAAAAUUAUGGGCGGUCGUAAAAAAGAGGAGAGUGAAGAAACCAUGAAACUAACAGCAGAACAACAAAAGGAAAUCAAAGAAGGAAUCUUGAAAUGGGAAACAAUUAUUACUCGGAUCACAAACACAAUGGUAAUGAGCACAACCAAUUCUGCUUCCGGUGAAGAAUCUAGCGUUGGAAAAGAAACUUCAAGCAACAACAGCAAAAGCUCUGCUAGUGGAAGCAAAACAGGCUCUUCUUCCGGUGAAGAAUCUAACGUUGGACAAGAAGCUUCAAGCAACAAUAACAAAAGCUCUGGUAAAGAAAGUGAAACUUCCGCCAAAGGUGAAAGUGAGACUUCCACGAAAGGUAAAAGUGAGACUUCCGCCAAAGGUGAAAGUGAGACUUCCGCUAAAGGUAAAAGUGAGACUUCCGCUAAAGGUGAAAGUGAGACUUCAGCUAAAGGUGAAAGUGAGACUUCCGCUAAAGGUGAAAGUGAGACUUCUUCUUCAAAAACUGCUGGGGGAAGCUCAAAUGUCGAAGCUAGUCAGAGCAGCAGUGUAACCGUGACACAAGUCGAGGAAGAGACAUCAAAAGAUGUCUCGACAUUCAUAAUGAACCUCGAAAAGAAGUGUCCACAAAAGGAGGAAUUCAAGGUCUUCUUCGAGCAACUUAAGGGUACAAUGAUUGCUCCCCGCAAAGAAAGAAAAGGUUUGUUUUCUAGGAUUAAAUCUGCUGCUGGGAAACUAUCUGGUGCCAUGGCAGUUAUGCGGUCAAGAAUUGGAAGCAAAUCAGCUGAGGUAAAGAAGAAUAUGGAAGCUUACCAAGAACAAGUGAUGACGACUCUCCAAGAGUUAGAUACCAUCCACAGUCAAAUUGUGAGUCAGAACAAAGGCAAGGGUUCUAUGACAUGCACACCCGCACAACAAAUGCAGAUUAAGCAGACAAUCACCAAAUGGGAAAAAGUCACGACCCAAUUCGUUGAGGUUGCAGUUCAGAGCGAGUCGCAAUCGUCUUCCUCUUCUUCCUCUUCUUCUUCCUCUUCUUCCGGCAAGCUUCAGGCGAAUUAAACUCGAAUGACAAUAACUCACAAAAUGCCAUAACAACUAGCUAAUAAUUAAAUUUUUUUCUCUUGUAAAUAAAACCAAGAUAUGUAUAAGGCUAGCCAUAUAGAUAUAUCGACCGGCCUAUGCAAAGAAUAAUUUUGUAAAAUUAAGUAUAGAUUGAAAGCUCCUAUGUAUGUUAACAAACAUGCAUAAGUGAAUGAGAUCACGAAAAGUAUUUUUUGGUAAAAGAGGUUUCACACGAUUUGUUCAUCCUAUAGUUUACACGAUUGUAAGAAUC